Messenger RNA from Verruconis gallopava, 1700 nucleotides. RefSeq lists its product as uncharacterized. Gene Ontology annotation, molecular function: GTP binding; GTPase activity. Gene Ontology annotation, biological process: intracellular protein transport. Bases 214 to 1236 code for a protein of 340 amino acids. The transcript has 2 exons. The record is from RefSeq and is a predicted model, not a curated record. Lineage: Eukaryota; Fungi; Ascomycota; Dothideomycetes; Venturiales; Sympoventuriaceae. Gene Ontology annotation, cellular component: endomembrane system.
CCUACCACACUCAGUCGGUGGGUCAGCCUAUCACCUCUCGUGACCUGCAGCCUCACACUUGCGCUUGAUAGCCGUCGCUCGCGUUUAUAGAAGACUCGCAAUCGAUCGUUGGGACUGUCUCAGGCCCGUCCACUCCUUGCGCCUCGCAACCUUGCACCUCGCGGCCUCGAUGCAGCCACGAACUCGAUCCGGCUUUUUCACUGUCUGUAAAACAUGAGCGGCAGCAGCAGCAGCAGCAGCCUGGAGGCCAAGAUCGUCGUCCUGGGAUCUCAAGGCGUGGGGAAGACGUCGCUGGUGCAUCGUUACGUCAAGAAUGCGUUCGCGCCCUCAAUCCACUCGACUAUUGGCGCGUCCUUUCUCACGAAGCGCGUCGUGGACAUAGAUAGCUCAAGUGUUGUUCGCCUGCAAAUUUGGGACACAGCGGGGCAGGAGAGGUUUAGGAGCAUUAGCAAGCUCUAUUACAGAGGGGCCAACGCUGCACUAUUAUGCUACGACAUCACAUCCGCGGCUUCCUUUACCGAGAUGGGCCACUGGUUGGUUGAGCUGCGAUCCAAUCUCCCUGAAGAUACCAUUCUUCACGUCGUUGGUACAAAGGCAGACGUGGUAGCAGAAGAUCCUUCGAAACGGCAGGUUCCUUUCGAGCGUGUCAUAGCUUAUGUGGCAGAGAAUCUGUAUCCAGGCUCGGCGCAGCAAAACCAGCAAGCCACAAAUUCUGGCCAAGCACCGCCCGUCAACACACCCGCUCUUGAACGCACAGUCAGCUCAAUACUAGGUGUAGGAGGAGGGGCCAAUAAGUCUAAACAAGAGCUUCGUCCAGACCCACCCCUUGCUUCACCAAACUCGAACCGAUCGAGUAUAAAUUUCUGGGGCCAGGAUCUGGGCUGGGACUGCUGCCACGAGAUCUCAGCAUCAACAGGUGAAGGGGUCGAGGAGGUUUUCAGAGUUAUAACGAGGCGACUGGUUGAACAGCGGAACAAUCGCGCUGCGUUGGAGCUGAGACUUAUGCAAGAACUCGGGGGAAUAACGCCAGGUCUGGAUGAUCGGAAUGGUUUCUUCAACGACUAUGCCACGGAGGGUUCUUAUCCGCACAUGAACGGCAACGGUAGCUUUCGGGUUGGAAUAGGCGACAAGAGAAGGAGCUGGCUGGGUUUGACUCAAUUUCCAGGCUAUAAUGGAGAUGGCGACACUCAAAUUGACUCCGCAAACAUCACUCCGCAACGGAAAGGGUGUUGCUAGUGAUAUGUGUCAAAUCGCAUUUUUAUGAUAUUGCAUGAUUCUGAUGACACGCAUGUAACCAUGGCGUCUGAGAGAUGACUCGAGCGGAUUUUAAUCAUCAAGCUUUAUGCAUCUACAAAUUCGUUCAACUUGCACUUGAAUUGAAACUCGGAUUGCAAGAGCUAGCACUGCCUCGAUUCGUGAAGGUCGGCUGGGCAUAUUAUAAACUGGAUAAUAUGCCGUAGCUUUGGGACGCAUGAUAAGAAGCUCAUGGCAUGGAUUUAUUCAUAUUCUCUAGGCGAGCUCCGUUAUGCUUGCACGCAUUGACUGCCGAAAUGGGACGUCUAACUUUCCUAUCUUUUUGCAAUGCUUGUAUCUCUUAUUUCGAGCGGGGCCAUGAAACGUCUACUUCGCUGGUUUCUGUGCCCAAAUAAUGUAGCUGCUCAAAUCAGUAACUGUAAUCUUACGAUUAUUCUGAGACUUAC